AUGGUUUCCUCUACUAUCAACUUCUCCGGCCUCAUGUGCCUUUUCCUCGCUCUCGGCCCUGCCACCGUUCUCUCUGCCCCGCAGAUCCCCGGCACCCCCGUUCCUGAUAUCUGGAACCACUCUGAGUCCAGCAACAAAGACGGCAACCACGAUUUCACCGCUGGCAGCGGCAUCAGCGCCGGCAUCCCCGGCGGCCCUCAAACCAACGCCGGCGCAGGAGUUCACUCUUCUCACGACGAUGAAGGCAACCACGAUUUCACUGCUGGCAGCGGUAUCAAUGCCGGCAUCCCCGAUGGCCCUCAAUUCAACGCUGGCGCAGGAGUCCACUCCUCCCACCGUGGUCCCUGCGGCCCUUCUUCUGGCGAUGACUUCGCCGCCGGCAGUGGCUUCAACGCUGGCAUCCCCGGCGGCCCUCAGUUCAACGCAGGCGCCGGAUACGCAGACCACCACGACGGCUACCCUUGCCCCGAGCCCGAGGCUCCUGCCGUGAUCUUGCCCCCCUCCCCCACUGCCAACGUCCCUAUCUACACCCCGGUCCCUAUUGUCCCCACUGCUUCCACCACCACUGCUCCCGCUCCCAUCGUUCCCACCUACACCACCCCCAUCUACAUCCCUCACACCACCCCCGCCAUCUGGAGCCCCGCCGUCCCCAUCAUGAAGCCCUCCGCUCCUCUCAUCCCCCACCCGGCUCCUGCUCCUUCUUCCUCUCCAUCCCCCUCCCCCAUGCCCGCUUUCAACGCAGGCUCGUCUCUGGCCCCUGCUUCCGUUCUCGCCGUUGCACUACCCGUCAUCCUGGCUUUCUUCAACUAG
Penicillium brevicompactum is the source of this 810-nucleotide messenger RNA. RefSeq names its product putative cell wall protein. The record is from RefSeq and is a predicted model, not a curated record. The transcript has a single exon. Bases 1 to 810 code for a protein of 269 amino acids. NCBI's taxonomy places the organism in Eukaryota, Fungi, Ascomycota, Eurotiomycetes, Eurotiales, Aspergillaceae.